CUUGUUAGGCCCACCACAAUCUUCAGAGUCCCGACCGUUGGAAGAAAAAAAUUCAAAAAGAGAAGGCAGUAGGCCGUUGAGGCCGUGGACCCACUUCCCAAGCGAAACCCAUUUCCAAAGAGCUUAUUUUGCUACCCGAAUUCAAGUAGCGACGGUUUUUUCUCAGAUCUAAAGCCAACAAGAUGGCCUCACGUACCGCCUCCAAGGACGUAAUCACUCUUAAAGGCUCUGCCGCCAUUGUUAGCGAGUUCUUUGGGUAUGCUGCGAAUAGCAUUCUUUACAAUCGUGGGAUUUAUCCAGAAGAAAGCUUUGUCAAAGUCAAGAAGUAUGGCCUCCCUAUGCUCCUAACACAGAACGAGGAAGUCAAGUCCUACAUUGCUAGCAUCACCUCUCAGUUAUCAGAAUGGCUAGACGCUGGAAAGCUGCAGAGGAUUGUUCUUGUAAUUAUGAGCAAGGCCACGUCUGAAGUUCUUGAACGGUGGAACUUUAGCAUAGAGACAGAUGCUGAGGUCGUUGAGAAAGGGGUGAUUAGAGAGAAGAGUGACAAAGAAAUUAUGAGGGAAAUCCAAGCUAUCAUGCGCCAGAUAGCUUCUUCCAUAACUUACCUGCCUUGUUUUGAUGAACAAUGCGUGUUUGAUGUUUUGGCCUAUACGGACACCGAUGUUGCGGUUCCAUUUACUUGGAUUGAAAGUGAUGCAAAGCUGAUCAAGAACCCCCAGAUGGUGAAACUGCAUUCUUUUGAUACUAAGAUUCACAAGGUGGAUACAAUGGUUUCUUACAAGGUUGAUGAAUGGGAUGAGGAAUAAAAGAUGGAAUGUGCAUUAAUUAGUGAAAGUUUUCUCAUUCACAUUGAAGUGUCAGUAGUGUGAUGAACGGUUUAUACUGUAAGGUCACUGCAAGUUAUCACUAUAAUGUAGAAUGUUUUCAACUAAUCUGGUUUUUUAGUUUUCAGUGUAGAAAUGAUGGAAUUUUGUUUUCUUUCUCAUGUGAUUUAGUUAGCAAGAAUGAAUGUGUAAUUCCUU
Molecule: messenger RNA, 1022 nt
Organism: Dendrobium catenatum
Lineage: Eukaryota; Viridiplantae; Streptophyta; Magnoliopsida; Asparagales; Orchidaceae
Product: mitotic spindle checkpoint protein MAD2
Exons: 8
Coding region: 183-806 (207 amino acids)
Biological process (GO): mitotic spindle assembly checkpoint signaling
Cellular component (GO): nucleoplasm; kinetochore; cytoplasm
Source: RefSeq, a predicted model, not a curated record